CUGCAGUUGGCGGACUGUCGCGGACGUGAUCACGUAUGAGGCGGACUUUGGUCCGACAGACUACUAUCCGGAGUGCAAACAACGAGAGUGUAUUAGUUUUCAAAUACAGGUCACAAAGCGAGCGAUAUGUUUGCAGUAGUAUUUUAUACCGAUUGCGUACGUCAGCGGUAUUAAAAGCGACACGACGAUCUGCAUGAGAGUCUAUCGGUAACCGGAGGUAGCCAGAGUGUGCUAGAGAUGAGCGGGCAUGCAGCUCGUCCCGGCGAAGGUGGUCAAGCCGUUCUCGAGCGCAUUCAAGUAUCUGUACUGCCGAUCACUGGAAAACACGCUCCGACAUCAGCCGUUACAUCAAUGGAGAGGCAAGAUGUGAACGUGACGAAAAAAAGCACCGGAAAGGAGAUUUCAAAUACUCAACGAGUCUGGACAAGUCUGGUUUCCGGCGCGAUAGCAGGUGCGUUGGCGAAAACCACGAUAGCGCCGUUAGACCGCACGAAGAUCAACUUCCAAAUCUCGAAGCAGCCAUACUCAGCCAGGGCAGCGGUGGAGUUCCUGAGAAGAGCGUUGCGUACCGAGGGUCUUCUCAGCCUAUGGCGUGGAAACAGCGCGACCAUGAUCAGGAUUGUUCCGUACUCGGCGGUGCAGUUCACAGCGCACGAACAGUGGAAGAGAAUCCUGAGCGUAAACGGCGCGGAAAGUAAAAAACCGUGGGCUAGUUUUCUGGCCGGCGCUCUCGCGGGCGUGACUUCGCAGACUAUGACGUAUCCGUUGGACUUGAUGCGCGCAAGAAUGGCGGUGACCCUGAAGGCCGAGUACAGGACGCUGCGACAGGUGUUCUGGCGUAUCUACAAAGACGAGGGAAUACUGGCGUAUUAUCGCGGCUUCACCGCCACGCUCCUCGGCGCGAUCCCGUACGCCGGAUGCAGCUUCUUCACGUACGACAUGCUGAGAAAUUUAUUCGCCGUGUACACGGUGACUAUUCCGGGAUUCUCCACCUCGCUCAUCUGCGGCGGCAUCGCUGGAAUGGUCGGUCAGACAAGCAGCUACCCACUGGACAUUGUGCGGCGGAGAAUGCAGACGUCGGCGAUCAAGGGACAGCAUUAUCACACCAUCACAUCGACUAUCGUGAAAAUUUACACGGAGGAAGGAAUAAUGGCUUUUUACAAAGGAUUGAGUAUGAAUUGGGUGAAGGGUCCUAUUGCGGUUGGAAUCAGCUUCGCCACACACGACACAAUAAGAGAUACACUGAGGGACGUGAUUUGCGAAGAUAGGUAUACGUAGAACUAAGAGAAGAUAAAUAUUAAAAAUCUGACAUUAAUAAUUAUAAAAUAAUUAUAAUUAUUAAGGACAAUUAUAUUAAAGGAAUUAUUGUUAAUAAUUUAUUAACAAUAAUUAUUUAAUUAGCUUUUUAGUUAAUAAUUAUAAUUAUUAAUAAUGACUUAAUUCUAUCAUCUAACGUAAAUCGCUUUAAUGAUGGAUAAAUGUCAGCUUAAAUCUCGGAGUAACUUGAACGAAAAGAAAAAUGCACAAAGUUGAUCGCAAAGAGAAUAAAAUGAUAAUGAAGUGGAUGCGUUAUAACGAUGCGCGGAGAGAAUAAUGAUUUUGUUAAUUUGUGAGGGCAUUUCUGCAAAGGUAACAGGAGAUCAUUAGUACAAAUUGUUAAAUAUUAUGUACAUAUUGUUAUUCCAAACGUUAUAGAGAUCGUUAAAGUUAGAGAGACAUAAUAAGAGUAUACAUGUGCAUACACAAAACCAUACAUGCACUAUAUGUUGAUCCGGCAAUAUAAUAUUCUAGCUUGCCUCAAUCUAUUUUUUUUUUUUUUUAUUUGAAACAUGAUGUAAAAAUAUGAUUUUUGACUCUGCGCGAAAUUAUUUCUACAAGUUCUACAUAUGGUAAAAGUAAACAAGCUGGUAUACUUUGCGCUCAAAAUUAUGUAUUAUGUAAUAUAAUAAUUCAAAUAACUUUUAAUUUUUUUAUCUUUUACUUUAAAGAUAAAAAUACUCAAAAAAUUUCCAAUGACAAUUCUUAAGAUCUUGUAACAUAUGAAACUAUUGUACAGAUUUUAUAAGUUGCGUUCAAAAUUGAAAUUUAGAUUACACUUUAUACAAUUGUUAUGCUUAUUGAUUAUGUAAUCGAUUGAUUCGUUUUGAUGCUGCAGUGAAUAAUCCACGUUUCUUCAAAUAACUGCAAUUGAUAACGACAAUAAAGCUUAGAGCUUGAAGCAUCGUGAAGAUUCAUUUUAUAUAAUGUUCCGUUGCUAUAUUAUGAUAAAUUGUUUACAAUAAUAAUCUGCUUUGCAAUUUGUUAGUGUUAAAGAAGAUUAUACAUAGGUACUUGAUUUACUUUUACAUUUGAGUAUCUUACGAUCGAAUACUUUUAAGUAUCUUGUACAUAUUGCUAAAUGCUGUACUAUUUUACGCUGAAAAAGAUAUUGAAGUAUAGAAUUAGCGCGACAAGAAUGGGAAAUGGCUACGUUUUGUAUCGUUCGAAAAGAAAUAAGUUUUAUGACUGAUAUGAAAAAUUCGUUAUUUUCUCUAUCCUAUUUAAUAUUUUAUGCUAUUGCUAUUUGAUAAUGUUUCUUUUCGAGAUGCUGGUUUUUGAAAGUAAAAAUUUUUAGAGAAUUGAUGUCAAUUAUAUCAUACUCAUAUGCAUUGUAAAAACUGCUAUUUAUUCUGUAAAGGUUUUGUAGCUUGUUUGCGAUCAUUGUAUUGAUUAAUGAAGUCCAUUAGUAAAUAUAUAAAUUUUAUACGGUA
Messenger RNA from Linepithema humile (Argentine ant), 2750 nucleotides. NCBI's taxonomy places the organism in Eukaryota, Metazoa, Arthropoda, Insecta, Hymenoptera, Formicidae. The record is from RefSeq and is a predicted model, not a curated record.